Messenger RNA from Scatophagus argus, 2454 nucleotides. Its product is annotated as E3 ubiquitin-protein ligase TRIM39-like. The record is from RefSeq and is a predicted model, not a curated record. Gene Ontology annotation, molecular function: protein binding. The transcript has 7 exons. The coding region runs from base 163 to 1809 and encodes 548 amino acids. NCBI's taxonomy places the organism in Eukaryota, Metazoa, Chordata, Actinopteri, Scatophagidae.
AUUGCCAGAGCUUUUGGGCCAGAAAUGAAACCUAACAGAGGGAGGAAGGAUCAGAGGAAGGACACACACUGGAAGGCAGUAGAGAGAGAAUGAGAAAGAAGCUGUGAGAGAAGGAGCACCUCUAAACACCUCUAAAGGGGAAUAUUAACCUCAGCCUACAAUAUGGCCUCCCCUCCAGCAUCGCCCACUGAGACCUGCUCACUGAAUAAGCAUCUAAUAUGCUCCAUCUGCAUGGAUUUCUUUGUUAAUCCUGUCACCACGGCUUGUGGCCACACCUUUUGUGAGAACUGCUUGACCCGCACCUUCAACUACAACGACAUGGCAUGCCCCCUGUGCAAGCAGCAUCAGAGCAAAACCCCAAAAGUGAACAUCGUCCUGAGAAACAUCAUCGAACAGAUAAAAAGGCUCCCAAAUGAAGACGACGACAAGUACACCGGAGCACCCGGCGAGGUGCCCUGUGACAUCUGCACAGAGCAAAAGCUGAAGGCAAAGAAGUCCUGCCUCGUGUGCCUCGCCUCGUAUUGCUCCGUCCACCUGAGGAAUCAUUCUUCAACUGAAAGGCUGAAGGGACACAAGCUGGUGGAACCCGUGAAAAACUUGGAUGAGAGGGCUUGUCUGCAGCACGGACGCCCUUUGGAGCUGUACAGCAGGAGGAAGGAGAGAUGCAUUUGUGUGAGCUGUAUGGGUGAAGGUCAGGAGGAGGUGGUUUCUACUGAAGAUGAGUGGAACAAGAAGAAGGCCAAGCUUGAAAACACCAAGACAGAGUUACAAGAGAAGAUUGAGAAGAGAAAAAUACAGACGGAUGAGAUUAAAGCAUCUCUAAAGAGCUGCACGAACCAGGUGGAGAGCGAGUGGGGCGACAUUGAGGCCGUGUUCACAGCUUUGAUUGACAUCGUGGAGAGAGCCAAGACGAGAGUUCUUCAGCCACUGAAGGACAGGAGGCAGGCUGUGGAGAAACAGGCAAAAGACCUCACAGACGAGUUGGAAGCAGAGAUCAAGAUGCUCGAGAAGAACAUCGCUGAUCUGACUGACAUAUCUGAGCUUGAGGACCACAUCCUUUUCCUGCAGAGUUACCCAUCUCUUCAAGAUAUGGACAACAUCAAAGACUGGACGGAGGUGGAGUUUGACACGAAGUUGUCUUUUGGCUCCAUGAGAACAACUGUAACAACUAUGUUGGAAGAAAUUAAACAGGAACUGGAGAAGCUGACCUCCACCGAACUUCAGAGAAUUCCAAAGUUUACAGUGGAUGUGAGGCUGGAUCCAACUACUGCAAACCGACGUCUUGUUGUUUCUGAUGACGGGAAGGAAGUGAAAGAUGGCGGAGAGUACAAGGAAGCUGAUGAUUCUCCAGGGAGGUUUGACCUGUUUGGCAGCAUCUUGGGGCUCAACAGCUUGACCUCAGGGAAGUCCUACUGGGAGGUGUGGGUCAGCAAAAAAACCGGGUGGGACCUGGGUGUAGCAAGAGGUGACGCAAACCGCAAAGGAAAACUUCUGCUGAACCCAGAUAACGGUUACUGGGUCGCUGUACAUUAUGAGGAUGAAAAGUACGCGGCCCUGACAGCACCACCCAUUCGUCUUUCCCUGAAAGAGAAACCAAAGAAGGUGGGGGUGUUCGUGGAUUAUGAGGAAGGUCUUGUGUCUUUCUACGAUGUGACAGCGCAGUCUCACAUCUACUCGUUUACCGAGUGUUCGUUCGAUGAUGAGAUCUUCCCGUAUUUCAGUCCACAUGCGAAACAAGACGAGAAAAAUGCUGCCCCUUUGAUUAUUGCUGCUGCGAAACACUGUGAGCAGGAAAUGGACGUGUCAUGAGGAAUGUGUGAGUGGAGUGGAGGAACUUUUGGGAGGCAAAAAGGUCGUGUUUGGUAGAAUGUGGAGGGGGGGGAGGUUGUGUUGAAUACUUGAUCUUCAGGCUUGACAGCAAAGGAACAACCAGUUGUGGUGAAGUCUGGCUGGAACAACGAAUGAUGAGCCUACAACAUGCUGUACAACAUUCCCAGUGGCAAUGGCCCAAAUAGCAUUUUCAGCAGUGAUGUAGUUUGGAGGCGCAGCCAAAGGCGGUGGUGAACAGAAUUAAAGAAUUAAAGAAUUUCCCCUUGGGGAUAAAUAAAGGAAUUCUGAUUCUGAUUCUGAAAUUACAUAGUGCAUUCAUUAAAUAUAUUGCUGAACUGUGUAUGUUUCUUGUGAAGUUACAUCAUUGCAUUUAACUUGCAGAAGUUUGAUCGGGUAGAAAAUACACACACUGUAUUUAAAUACUGCAGGUGCCUUUUAGCUUGUUUUGCUCAGAAUCUGCAGAAAUCAGAAAUCAACCUAUUCUACUGUUCAUGAACUGUGAUGUGUGUUUGUGUGCGUGCAGUCAACAUAUCAUGUAGCUUGACUACUAACUCACUACAAAAUGUGCUAAUUUUUCUUAAAAAAUCUCAAAAUCCAAAUAAAAAGAUCAGAAUUUUGAAAUAA